Messenger RNA from Doryrhamphus excisus (bluestripe pipefish), 1672 nucleotides. It is a transcript of the gene rabl2, whose product is annotated as RAB, member of RAS oncogene family-like 2. Lineage: Eukaryota; Metazoa; Chordata; Actinopteri; Syngnathiformes; Syngnathidae. The record is from RefSeq and is a predicted model, not a curated record. Gene Ontology annotation, molecular function: GTP binding; GTPase activity.
AAUGUAUGACAACGGGUCCUUUGGGCGUCCUGGUUGCAUAGGAACAAAUCGGCACGAGCUUUUUGCGUUGGCAAUACAAACCUGUUUGUCUGAUAUGUUAAAGCAAGGCGGUUACGGAUAAAUGAUACAUUCAGUCGUAGGGACAUCGUUGUAAAACGUGAGUUAAUGCAUGUCUGUUUAAAUAUUUGACUGCGCUAUUUGGUUAUUUGUGAGCGAGCUACAACUAAGACUGGUCGCUUACGCGAUUUAAGUAUAGCGUGUCUUCGCAGGAAAAACUCGUCAAAAUACAAAAAAUGGCUUACAAGCAACCGUUGUGUGUUCUGUUUUCCGACAAUUGAAGACUAGUUCGACUGGCAAGUGAAAUGUCGGCUUUCAAGUGGCAAAAAUAACGUAAAAACGUUCAACCGCGGCAAACCGGUGACGCACGAGCUAGCUAUAGCUAGCGCCGCCGCCGUUAGCUUGCGGAUUUGUCUUGUGGUCUGUCAAAAGAAUCAACCGCCACAAAUGUUGAAAUAAUCGAAGUAGUAGCUACAGAAUACAGUAAGCAACAAGAAACAUGGCUGGUGAUGAAGACGGUAUCCCCGAGUUGGACCAGAAAAAGUACGAUGCGGACGAACAGGUGAAGAUAAUCUGUCUGGGAGACAGCGCCGUUGGUAAAUCUAAGUUGAUGGAGAGGUUUCUCCUGGACGAAUAUCGACCACAGCAGUUGUCAACAUAUGCAUUGACUCUGUACAAACACACCGCCAAGGUGGCCAACAAGACCGUAGCAGUGGAUUUCUGGGACACGGCCGGCCAGGAGAGGUUUCAGAGCAUGCACCCCUCAUACUACCACAAAGCGCACGCAUGCAUCAUGGUUUUUGAUGUCCAGAGAAAGGUCACCUAUAAGAAUCUGGCCAACUGGUACAAGGAACUGAGGGAGUACAGACCCAAGAUCCCCUGUUGCGUGGUGGCCAACAAGAUUGAUGCCGACCUAAAAGUGACACAACGAAGUUUCAACUUUGCCAAGAAGCAGGGACUCCCUUUUUACUUUGUAUCUGCAGCAGAUGGCACUAACGUUGUAAAGAUGUUCAGGGAGAUGAUCAAGAGAGCUGCGGAAUACAAGCAAAACCCUAGUGACUUCAUGGAUGAAGUCAUGCAAGAAUUAGAGAACUUCGAGCUUGAGAAGAAAGAAACUAGCUCGGACGCAGAAGGUGAUGAAGUAAAGAGGGAGGAGAGCCCUGAGUUGCCUUGACAAAGUUUCAUGGGUGAUGUACAUGAUCUUUCCCUUGCCAAUAGAAUGUACUUUUUGUCCUAAUAAUCUCAUCACAGCUGCUACAGCGCAUCUCAAACUUGUGUGUUUUAAUAGUUUGAACAAUAGAUAGAAUGUUUAAGAGCUACAAACCAGUUAUCAUGUCAUGUAAUAUGAAUGUGAACCACUCAGAGCAAAGAAAAUGCAUAUUUUGUGAUUUUUAUGUUUGUGUGCAACACCCAGAGGGAAACAUUUGGAUGUUUUUGGUUUGCCAGCAAUUUCUCAAUGAAAACUCAAUGUACCACGUAAUAAAAUAGUGAUGCAGCAUUUUUCAUAAAUAGCCGCGCAGAAGUUGUAAAGAAUGUAAACUAAACAAAAGUCUAUAUGCUGUAUACGUGACUGUCUUGUUCAGUGUGACUUGCGAAUAAAUCUACUGAGACGCUG